This is a messenger RNA of Candidozyma auris, 519 nucleotides long. RefSeq names its product U2-type spliceosomal complex subunit. Gene Ontology annotation, biological process: mRNA splicing, via spliceosome. Bases 1 to 519 code for a protein of 172 amino acids. The record is from RefSeq and is a predicted model, not a curated record. The transcript has a single exon. Gene Ontology annotation, cellular component: spliceosomal complex. NCBI's taxonomy places the organism in Eukaryota, Fungi, Ascomycota, Pichiomycetes, Serinales, Metschnikowiaceae.
AUGACUACAAAUCAUAGACCCACGCUUGAAAGUAAGCGAGGAAGAGCAAAUCCCAUAAAAAAUACGAUCAAGCAUGCACGAGCCUUGAGUGGGCAGAUGGGGCUAAAAUUGAGGCCCGACAUUGAAGGUGCAAAAGUGUCUACGAGUCUCGGGAAGAGAGCAUUGGAAGACCCGGAAUCAAGCACCAAAAGGCAAAAAGGGGAACUGGAGAACCUGGAGCCAUCAGAACGUCAUAAUAGUGACUCCUUGAGUUUGGAGAGUGGAAGUGUCACAGACGAUGAGCGUGAGGAAGAUGAGAAUGUCGAAUCUCGGGAGGUGAUAGAGAAGGUGAAGGAGGAUGAGGAUAAGAAGAACCACAAGGGGCUACAAAAUAAACUGGAACUGCCACGUAAAAGCUCGUGGCGAAACACCCCGUUUAGAAAUAAAGUAGAGCCUCGCAAGGAGUCUUUGCCGACAUAUACCACUGACACGUUGCACUCAGACAAGCACCAGAAGUUUCUCAACAAAUACAUUCACUAG